Cheilinus undulatus (humphead wrasse) is the source of this 1673-nucleotide messenger RNA. RefSeq names its product arrestin 3b, retinal (X-arrestin) (gene arr3b). Gene Ontology annotation, molecular function: G protein-coupled receptor binding. The transcript has 18 exons. Gene Ontology annotation, biological process: signal transduction; visual perception; G protein-coupled receptor internalization. Lineage: Eukaryota; Metazoa; Chordata; Actinopteri; Labriformes; Labridae. Bases 140 to 1216 code for a protein of 358 amino acids. The record is from RefSeq and is a predicted model, not a curated record.
CAAGGUAUAAAAGCAAACGGGAGGCAGGGAUAGGCACUUACACACGCCGUUGACACGCCGUGACAGAUUACCGACGACAGUGGAGGAGACUCAUCGAUAGACCUGAAGGCACUACUGGAUCUUAAACCUUGCUAUCAACAUGUCAAAGGUAUUUAAGAAGACCAGCGGCAAUGGAAAUAUUGCCCUGUACUUGGGGAAGAGAGACUUUGUGGAUCAUGUGGACCAUGUGGAUGUAGUUGACGGUGUUAUUAAAGUGGACCCUUCUGGUCUUAAUGGCAGAAAAGUAUACGUGUACCUUGCUUGUGCCUUCCGUUAUGGAAGCGACGACUUGGAUGUCAUCGGGCUGUCCUUCAGGAGAGACAUCUGGAUCCAGCGCGUCCAGGUGUAUCCACCUACAGAUUCAAACACACCUAAAACACCAAUGCAGGAAUCCCUUAUGAAGAAAGUUGGAGAGCAGGGAUGUUGCUUUUCUUUCCAGAUGCCAACGGAUCUGCCAUGCUCAGUUGCCCUACAGCCUGGGCCAAAUGACGCCGGAAAGGCAUGUGGAGUGGACUUUGAGGUGAAAGGAUAUGUUGCCAACGCACCUAGCAAUCCAGAUGAAGUCAUCGAGAAGAAGGACACAUGUCGCCUGAUGAUCCGCAAAAUUCAAUAUGCACCAGCCAGCAACAAGGCCGGACCCAAGGCGGAUAUCUCCAAACAGUUCAUGAUGACUGACAAGCCUGUUCACCUGGAGGGCUCCCUUGAAAAAGAGAUUUACUACCACGGUGAUCCAAUCACUGUCAAGGUGAAAAUCAACAAUGAAACCACCAAGGUCGUGAAGAAAAUCAAAGUCUCAGUUGAGCAGCUAACAAAUGUGGUGCUGUACUCGUCGGACACUUACACAAAGGCAGUCUGCUCUGAGGAGUUUGGGGAGACAAUAAACGCCAACUCUACAUUUGAGAAGUCCUUCACAGUAACCCCUCUGCUGGCAAACAACAAAGAGAAGCGUGGUCUGGCUGUGGAUGGACGGCUAAAAGACGAGGACACCCACUUAGCAUCCACCACCCUGAGUCAAGGAGAAAAGGAGAUGCAGGGUAUUCUGAUCUCCUAUAAAGUCAAGAUCAAUCUGAUGGUGUCCAGCGGAGGCCUGCUGGGUGGCCUGACAGGAAGUGAUGUCACUUUGGAGCUUCCUCUGACUCUGAUGUCCCCAAAACCUGCAGAAGUCAAAUUGGAUUAAAUGCCUCUUUAGUUCAGGUCAGACAUUGCAAUUGAAACCAUGGACGGUUGAUACAACGAGGAAAGGAAAAUCACCUCUCUGGAAGAAAAAACAGAACUAUAAGGAACUCAACAAUAAUGAAGAACAGCACAGAGUGUCAUUGAGUCCCUGCAGUGUUCUUAAUUCCCUUGAGCAUGUACAUUUUAUAAAGCAUUGUAAUGAGAACUAUUACUGGUGAAGAGUCCAGCGCUAAAUGCCAUCAUAGCAAGAAAAACAAGAAUAUUGUGCAUGUGUCUUUGUCCCUUAGUUUGGUGUUGUUGUAAUCUUUAAUGUGUAAUAAAACUUAAAAAAUGAAUGUUUUAUUCAUUACUAAUCUAUAUUGAUGUCAUUAGAGCCAUGAUUCUGACAGACUGCACAGCCUUGGGAGGAAUUUCCACAAAAAUCCAACUUGUGUCGUCCUUGAUCGACAGAAAAGUGA